This is a messenger RNA of Sardina pilchardus (European sardine), 1293 nucleotides long. RefSeq names its product sulfotransferase 6B1-like. Gene Ontology annotation, biological process: sulfation. Gene Ontology annotation, molecular function: sulfotransferase activity. Bases 99 to 1052 code for a protein of 317 amino acids. Gene Ontology annotation, cellular component: cytoplasm. The record is from RefSeq and is a predicted model, not a curated record. Lineage: Eukaryota; Metazoa; Chordata; Actinopteri; Clupeiformes; Clupeidae. The transcript has 9 exons.
GAGAGAGAGAGACCAGAGACACUCCCCCUGUGUAUUAGUUACAGCUGAACUCCAAGCUAAGCAGUGAUUUUUUUUCUUCAUUUUUUUUUUUAAACAACAUGAGUCUAUCCGCUGCUCAACAAGGAGGUGCCCCGACAUGGAGAGAGGCGAGAAUGGAGAUGGCAAAAAGGCUAAAGGAUGACGAGAAGCUCCACUUGUUCGACGGAAUCCUCUACCCAGUGGUAAUCUGCCCGGCCGAGAACAUGGAGGCCCUUAGGACCCUGAAGGCCAGACCAGACGACGUGGUUCUGCUCUCCUUCCCAAAGUGUGGAUUCAACUGGACGGUGUCCGUCUUACGGAAAAUGCUGGUUGCAGCAAAAGGAAAGAGUUUCUCAUCAGAGAUGCCUCCGCAGAUUGAAUUCUGUACCCCAGAGAUGCAAAAGACAAUAGAACAGGAGCCGUCACCGAGGUUACUGGGCACUCAUUGCCACAUGGGGAGACUGCCUCUGCUGUGCCAGUCCAUCAGAGACAACAAGACAAAGAUGCUGAUGAUGUUCAGGAACCCCAAAGACACGGCUGUGUCCUACUUCCACUUCAUGAACAGUAAUCCAGCUCUGCCCAGCGCUGAGUGGGACACAUUCUUCUCAGACUACAUGACUGGGAACGUACCAUUUGGAUCCUACCUGGAUCAUAUUGAAGCCUGCUCCAAACUGGUCGAUGAGCCCAAUGUGAUGACAGUUAUUUAUGAGGACAUAAAGGAGGACUUGGUUGGAAAUCUCAGACGGAUCGGCCACUUCUUGAACUUCCCCCUGACGGAGGAGCAGGUCCAGGCCAUCUCAGCCGAGAGCACCUUCAGUGCCAUGAAGCAGAACGCUGUCAACACCCACGGCAAUUUUGGCAAUGUCUUAUUCCGGAAAGGUGAGGUGGGCGACUGGAAGAACCACUUGAGUGAGGCCCAGAGCCAACAGAUGGAUGAGGAGUUCAACAAGAGACUAGCAGGAACCAAACUGGGGGCCCUGCUCAAAUACGACACCUACUGCAAGGAAAACAUGGAGGUGUUUGGUCGCUUCUAAAUUCAUCUCUGUUUGGAUCCUAAAUUAAUGAAUGCAUUGGGCUGGCUAAAGGCUAUCAAAGUUGCGCCGCACGCUAGAGGCAGUGAGUGCACACAUUGAAACGUGAGAGACUGAGUCAUUGCUGUUGGACUGAAACCAGUCUUUCUGGCAGCCUAUAGGAAACUCUGCUUCCUAAAGACACGCCUUCUCACACAGAGGGCGAGGCAGGGACGCCCACGUUGCCCGGGGCACAUAAACAAAC